Molecule: messenger RNA, 270 nt
Organism: Lathyrus sativus (Indian pea)
Lineage: Eukaryota; Viridiplantae; Streptophyta; Magnoliopsida; Fabales; Fabaceae
Source: the annotation of a GenBank genome assembly
AUGCUGGAUGCACUACUCGGAAAAACCUUCGCCGCCGAAUGUAAACUGUUACUCAAAUUAACCAAGAAUCGGAUUGAAGUGAUAAGGAGGAAGAGAAGAGCUACGGAGAAGUUUCUCAAGAAAGAUGUAGCUGAUCUUUUACACAGUGGUUUAGAUAUCAAUGCCUACGCAAGGGCGGAAGGACCGUUGGUUGAGUUGGGUUUUGUGGAGAAAUCUUGUGAGCUUGUGUUGAAGCAUUUAUCAGUCAUGCAGAAGAUAAGCAAGCUGUAG